AUGUUUACUAAAAAUGAAUGCUUGAGUAUAAUGAAAAUAUAUCCCAACCAUCGUGCAAAACUAGGAUUGGGGUGGACCAGAGGAUCCAGCACAAGGUGCAGGGUUCCGGAAAGAACUUCCAACCAUGGCAAAGGGAAAGGAGUGCGGCCAAAAGGUGAAAGAGGAUUGGGUAAAAGGGAAUCUGAGGUGAUCUUACGCAAGACUGGUUCAUUUGUACAAGUUGGAUCGGGUAAGUUUUAUUUUCUGUUUUCUAUUAUGGUCUAUCCAGAUGUUGAAUUUGGACAGCUAACGGAUGGCCACCUAACUGUGUUUCUUCAUCAUUCAGGUGUAUGUAGAACGUGUAGAGAGAGACUGAAGGAGAUGAUAGAUACUGAAGUGCGAGAAAGAAUGACGUUGGUGAGUAUUACUCACAAUGUGACUAAGUCAUGCUAGUCAUCUCGACUUUCAAAGUUAAAAUUGCUUCUCGUUAAUUGCUUGAUUGAUCAGCUGUUGUUUUGAUUGUAUGUAGAGCAAUGGGAAGUAACGUGACGUACGUGCGUCAUCCGCAAGAGAUAUGACUGUUCGGCAUCCGUUUGUUUGUUUUCUUGUUAGAUGUCACACAUUCGUAAUAUCAUCUUUAGUAAUCCAUCCCUAGUGGGAGAUGACUAAAUAUAAUUAUAUUCAUCGCAUAGAGCAUUCUGAACGAGUACAGGUCUGGGUACAAGACUGUUAAGAUCAAUAUGAAAGUCCAACCUUCGAAAAUCUGCUGAUAGUUAUUAUUUUUAUACAGAACCUCAUAAGCAAAAUAAGCUACUACUAAGUCCAUGUUGUUUUUUUUAUUGGUUGCGCUUGCGUAAUGCAAGCUAAGGUGCUUGCGCUAGGUUGAGAACACAGUUUUAAUCUUUGUAGUUUUAGUGCAUGGUGCUCAUUGGGAAGGUAAAAAAAAUUAGCUUUACUUUCUAAGGAUGAUGAGGUAACUUUCAACCUUAAGCAAGUAACUGGAAUAUCCCAAACACAAUAA
Messenger RNA from Pocillopora meandrina, 1000 nucleotides. The record is from the annotation of a GenBank genome assembly. Lineage: Eukaryota; Metazoa; Cnidaria; Anthozoa; Scleractinia; Pocilloporidae.